Tupaia belangeri chinensis (Chinese tree shrew) is the source of this 503-nucleotide messenger RNA. RefSeq names its product dihydrofolate reductase-like. Gene Ontology annotation, biological process: folic acid metabolic process; tetrahydrofolate biosynthetic process; dihydrofolate metabolic process. Gene Ontology annotation, molecular function: NADP binding; dihydrofolate reductase activity. Gene Ontology annotation, cellular component: mitochondrion. NCBI's taxonomy places the organism in Eukaryota, Metazoa, Chordata, Mammalia, Scandentia, Tupaiidae. The record is from RefSeq and is a predicted model, not a curated record. The coding region runs from base 1 to 417 and encodes 138 amino acids. The transcript has a single exon.
AUGGGCAUCGGCAAGAACGGGGACCUGCCCUGGCCUCCACUCAGGAAUGAAUUUAAGUAUUUCCAGAGAACGACCACUACCUCUUCAGUAGAAGGUAAACAAAAUACCGUGAUUAUGGGUAGGAAGACCUGGUUUUCCAUUCCUGAAAAGAAUCGGCCUUUAAAGGAUAGAAUUAAUUUAGUUCUCAGUAGAGAACUCAAGGAACCUCCACGAGGAGCUCAUUUUCUUGCCAAAAGUCUGGAUGAUGCCCUAAAACUUAUUGAGCAGCCUGAAUUAGCUAAUCAAGUGGACAUGGUUUGGAUAGCAGGAGGUGGUUCUGUUUAUAAGGAAGCCAUGAACCAGCCAGGCCAUCUUAAACCGUUCGUGACAAGGAUCAUGCAGGAUUUUGAAAAUGAUACCUUUUUUUCCAGAAAUUGAUUUGGAGAAAUAUAAACUUCUCCCAGGAUACCCAGGUGUUCUUUCUGAUGUCCAGGAGGAGAAAGGCAUUAAGUAUAAGUUUGAAG